Neoarthrinium moseri is the source of this 1959-nucleotide messenger RNA. RefSeq lists its product as uncharacterized. The record is from RefSeq and is a predicted model, not a curated record. The transcript has a single exon. The coding region runs from base 1 to 1959 and encodes 652 amino acids. Lineage: Eukaryota; Fungi; Ascomycota; Sordariomycetes; Amphisphaeriales; Apiosporaceae.
AUGGCCCAUGGCUUCGAUAGACUGGAAAGAUUCUUCGGUUCCACUAGGAGGAAAGACAAGACUUUACAAGAGCAACUCGCUGCUAGGAGGAAGGUUUCGGUCGUUUAUUCGCCAUUUCCAGCAGGCCAAGCGCCAACGAGCAAUGGGAGCUCGCUGUUCCCAUCUCCGCCGUUCAUGAAGCCCACCUCGGCUCGCAUGCAACCAAGAGACCCAACCUAUGAGAAACUUUUCGAGGAGGAAGGGGGACCUGUGCUAACCCUUGGGAAGAAACGAUCGCAGAGCUUGCCAAAUGUGCAAAAUCAACUGCGAAAAUGCUCUUCCUCGUACAUGACAUCAGAGACUGAACGGAAGACUAGAAGUUACGAAACUCACCGGCCGUCAUCCUUUGCGCUCAGUCAACAACCAGAGUCCCCUCAGCGGCCGGCGGCUUUCCGCUUCCCAGAAGACUCAUUAUUCCGUCCUGCAGACAGCAUCAGUCCAACAAAACAUGUACCGCAGAUGAACAUACCAAGCAUGGGUACUACAUCAGUUGCUGCGAAGCAAAGUCACGAGCUCCUAGAUUGGACUCCUGCACAUAUAUCCUUGAUGUUCAAUCCUGCGGAACUCUCGUCCGUGAAUGAGAAUCUGGGGCUGAAUGCAAAGGACGACCUUGCAGAAUCACUGAUCUUGAUGCCGUCACCUUUGUUUACUUCACCUGAGAAGACGCCUCUAAAGUCAUCGCCAACCAGGCUUCCAAGGACCCCUAGUCCGCAGUGCGAAACCGUAUCAGAAGCGCACGAGUGGAGGUUCUCAUUGUUUCCGAAGCAAUAUUCCGUUCUGCAAAACACGGCGCCACAAGUCUAUUCGCCGCCUUCUUCAGAUAGUGAGGAGGAGUACCGUGCGAGGAUUAGAGAUCCAUCUCGAUCGCCUGGCAGAGUCGAUUCUCCAAGCAUUUACAGUGUCCAGUCUACCCCAGAAAGGGUUUACAGGCGCAAGAAUCGCGAUCCAAGACAAGAAAGUACCAGUCCACGGGAGACGUGGGGAGUCAGAGCCGGUGACCCUCUUCUUGGGUCCCCUGAAUCGAACGACAGCCCGCUCCCGCGUUCGCGAUUGAAGAAAACAGCGAGUGUGGCGAGCCUCUCUGAAGUCAAGUAUCAGAUUGCCCAGGAGCAAAUCUUGCAGGAGCCUACCAUCAAUGACAUCUAUGCAUUGAGCGAUGAAGAUAUUGCCGAAGGAGGACCGCCUCACCCACCACCCAGAGCUCCGCCGCCACCACCUCCUAAGGAUGUACCAAGGUCGAUACGGCACCACCAAUCGGCAAGAUCAGUUGUACGCGCACACCAGGCACUCAACCUUCCUGCGGGAGAGGUGACUCCGCCGGAAACACCCACGGAUCCACAGUUUCUCAUCCCAAUGCCGGCCAGUCACUCAAUUGGAGAACUCGGGGCCAUCAUGGCAGCCGGUAUCGCCAAGAAAUACAACUUUGAUCUCGUUUAUCUAGUCAGCGUAUGGCCCAGUGGAGGUGGGAAUCACCUAGAUCCAUCCAUAACAUCUCACAUAGGCUCCCCACCUCAGUCUGCCACCCUUGCCAAAUCUCUACAUGCAAGCACGGGAUCCAGUGUGACUGGGCGGUACCUAGCAGCGUUCGGGCUUGCGGCGGAACCGCCAAUGCGGAUACAUACUCGGGUCCUCCUCAAGGCACUCCAAGCAGCUGGAUGGAGCGAGUAUGAACACCCUACCGAGUCUAUGUCCUACGGAUGGACUCAGUCUUUCCACACUGAUCAACUAUCAUUUCAACGGGAUGAUGCCGGUCCGAGGGCUUUGAAAUGGAACGGGAACCGAGGGAUUGUUUUUGCAGGCUAUUGCAAGCACCCCAACGAGAUUGCCACCGCGACUGAAUUGUCGCGAAAGCAGACUCUGCUCGAUGAGCUUCACACUGACGUCAAGCUCCUUGUCGACACACUCAUGGAGAGGACAUGA